AAGACAAACUCAAACUUCGUAAAGAACAUGCAUAGCUUAAUUUAGGAACUUAAUUAUAACAACACAUUAAAAAAAUACUAAAUAAAACCAUUACAAAUUUAAUUAAGGCAAAACAGCAAACUAUUUAUGUUUACAAAUCACAACUAUAAGUUAUUGACAGUUGAAUAAAACAGAACUUAGUGACAAUUUUAUCCUGGAAUGAUAAAACAAAAAAGAGAGUUGUACUCGUUAUUUGUCACACAAAAAUAUACAUUUCACAACAAAGUAGUUAAAACAAAAACUUAAAAAUAGAUACCACAACUGUACAUAUAUCUCUCGAAAUUUUUACCAAUUACGAAUUACAAGAAUCGAACACAAAUUUUGGUGGAAUAUUUUAAACACGAAAAUGGCAGCAAAUGGAAGAGUGAUCAUAAUAGCACUGCUAAUGGUGGCUAUGGUAAUGAACAUGACAUGGUGCGUCAACAGCAAAGGCUUUGUAAAUUUAGGAAUUAGUCCUGAAGAACUACAGAGUUGCAUCAAGGCUUGUAUUCCAGAACAAUGCAUGCCCGAGGCUAAUAAUCUAACCGUGUGUGAGAAAGCAUGUCACAAAUAUUGCAACCGACCUGCUUUCAAGUCUUACUAUGUCGUUCCUCGAGAUCGAAAUGGUGGUGGGUUUAUCAGAUCUGCUUUUUGCAAGCUAUGGUGUUAAAAUUAAUUAUUAAUGAGCUCAACAUCUAUUAUUUUAACUUUAAUUGGAUUUGGUGAGUUUUAAUAUGUGACACAAACACAAUACUGACUUGUCUCCUAAUGUUGAGUGUGUUUUGUUAUGAACGUAUAAUUAAUGA
This is a messenger RNA of Arabidopsis lyrata subsp. lyrata, 824 nucleotides long. RefSeq lists its product as uncharacterized. NCBI's taxonomy places the organism in Eukaryota, Viridiplantae, Streptophyta, Magnoliopsida, Brassicales, Brassicaceae. The record is from RefSeq and is a predicted model, not a curated record. Bases 386 to 688 code for a protein of 100 amino acids. The transcript has a single exon.